ACAGCGUUGGGGUCAUUUGUCAGGAUUUCCUGUUUCUCACCCACCUUAAGUCUAUGGACCAUUUUUCUGUCUGCUCACUGUCUGGAAGUUUCUUGUAAUUCAUCCCCACUGGCUUGGCUUUCUUUCCCUGGAGAAGCUCAGUGUUAUUUUUGUGCUUGGAGAGUUCACUGUGUUCUCUACCUUCCAGUUUUGUUGUUUAAUUAGAAAACUACAGAGAAGUACAAAGAAUAACAUAACAAAUACCCAUGUACUUUCCACCUAGGUUUAGUAAACAUCAACCUUUCGUUAUCAUGUCAAGUUUUUUCAUCCAAGAAAAAACAUGACAGAUAAGUUAAAAGCCCAUCUUCCUUUCCCAGGCCCUCUCCCUCCUUCCCUAAAGUCAGCCACUCUGAUGAAUUCAGUGGGUAGUCUUCCAGUUUAUGUUUUUAUACUUUUACUACAAAAUAUAGUAUUGUCUUGAGUUUUUAAAUCUUUGUAAACGAUGUAUCACAUGAAAGUAAGUUCCUUUCUCUCAGUAUGGGUUUUGAGAUCUAAUCAUGUUUAAACCAGUGCCCAGCACUGCUCUAGGGACUAAGAAUACAACUAAAUGAAACAAAUUCCUUUCCUUGUGGAUUUUUUAUUGUGGAAGGGUGGGGAGGCACACAUGGUAUGAAUGGGUGACUGUUUAUUAAUUUAUUCGUGGCCAUUUGUUUCCUAUUACAAACAACAUUGCAGGGGACAUGUCUAUGUGUUCCCUUGUCCUAUGUCCUGUGUACAUAAUUCGCAAACUUUUCUUAUAGAGCCAGAUAGUACCUUUUUUUAGACUUGUGAGCCAUGUGCUCUGUCACAACUACUCACUUCCACCCUUCUUGAAAGGGGCCUUACCUAAACAAUGUGUAAACAAAUCAUUUAUGAACACUGGUUUUUCAUGAUUUUUAUGUGUGAUAAAAUAUUCUUUUUGGGACUUCCCUGGUGGUCCAGUGGUUAAGACUCCACACGUCCACUGCAGGGGGCACUGGUUCGAUCUCUGGUCAGGGAACUAAGAUCCCACAUGCUGUGGGGCGCCACCAAAAAAAAUUUUUUUUUUUAAUUUUUCCCCAACCAUUUAAAACACGUAAAACCCAUUCUUAACUCAAGGUGUACAUAUCUUGGCCCACAGGCCAAGUCUGCUGCAAAGACAUUACUCCAGAGCCUUUGUAAAGAUGCUCCAAGCCCAGUUCCAGAUGAAAACAGGAAGUGUGAGUGGAAGCUGCCCACUCACUCAGGCCAUUGAGAAAUACCUGGAAAAGCCUUCAGGAAGCUGGAAGGAGGAAUAACAGCUAGGGGUCUCCGGAGCCACGCCCUUUGCCAGGUCAUAUCUUGUGUCAGGCCUCCAUGGGUUUGUGUAUAAAGGCCCCUGAAGCUGGUGCCUGACAGAACCCAGAAUCUACAGACCGACCGGACCCUUGGCUGAGCCUGCUGCCCUGAGCCCCAUGAAGCUGACGGCCCUGCAGCUGCUGCUCUGGCACAGUGCGCUCUGGACAGUGCAAGAAGCCACCCCGGUCAGCCCUGCCAGCUCCCUGCCCCAGAGCUUCCUGCUCAAGUGCUUAGAGCAAGUGAGGAAAAUCCAGGCUGAUGGCGCCGAGCUGCAGGAGAGGCUGUGCACCACCCACAAGCUGUGCCACCCCGAGGAGCUGGUGCUGCUCGGGCACACUCUGGGCAUCCCCCAGGCUUCCCUGAGCAGCUGCUCCAGCCAGGCCCUGCAUCUGACAGGCUGCCUGAGUCAACUGCACAGCGGCCUCUUCCUCUACCAGGGCCUCCUGCAGGCCCUGGCGGGGGUCUCCCCAGAGUUGGCCCCCACCUUGGACAUACUGCAGCUGGACGUCACCGACUUUGCCACCAACAUCUGGCUGCAGAUGGAAGACCUGGGGAUGGCCCCUGCCGUGCAGCCCACCCAGGGCACCAUGCCGACCUUCACCUCGGCCUUCCAGCGCCGGGCAGGAGGGGUCCUGGUUGCCUCCAAGCUGCAGAGCUUCCUGGAGCUGGCUUACCGUGUCCUGCGCUACCUUGCCGAGCCCUGAGCAAAGCCCUCCCCCUCCAGUGUAUUUAUCUCUAUUUAAUAUUUAUGCCUAUUUAAACCUACUAUUUAAAGACAGGGAAGAACAGAAAGGAGCCCCAGACUCCUGGGUCCUUCCCUCCACCUCCAAGUUUCAUUCUCCCCCCUGUAGCAGGGAGAUAAACUCCUGUCUUCCCGUCCCCUGGACUGGGAGGGAGUUGGUAAAUACCAAGUAUUACUUCCUGUGACUGCUCCCUGCCUGGCUCUGCGGUGGGCUCUGGGGAGAGCCGCAACGAACCCCUACCCUGAGGGUCCCACCUCGGGGCCCUUGGAAGCAUCGGGAAGUCUCCCACGUGGGAGACGAGCCAGCCCUGUUUAAUAUUUAAACAGCAGUGUUCCCCAACCGGGUCCUUGCACCCCCAGCUCUGGCCUGACAUGCUGCUUCCCUCAAGUCCCCUUCACCUCGGGCACGAAGCCCAGCAGAGGCAGCUGGAGCCGGGGUGUUUGACCCUGGGGUCCCGCGAAUUUGCUGGGGAAUCUUUCUCUUUUUAGGAUUUCUUUUCUCGGGCAUGUUUUGACUCCUCAUGUGGGGAGCCCAGGCACCAGCGACCCCUCUUGUUGUGCGGAUGCACUGUAGACACCAUCAGGCUUGUGGCGCCUGCGCCACCCCACCGGGCUUGGGGUCGGGAUUCUGACUCCCUUUCAGGCUGGGCAGACGGUCCUGUCUCGGCCUGGGUGGGUGGGACUGGGAAUGUGGGAGGGAAAAAGAUGAGGGGGCUUAUGUGA
Hippopotamus amphibius kiboko is the source of this 2800-nucleotide messenger RNA. It is a transcript of the gene CSF3, whose product is annotated as colony stimulating factor 3. Gene Ontology annotation, molecular function: cytokine activity; growth factor activity. The transcript is spliced from 6 exons. Lineage: Eukaryota; Metazoa; Chordata; Mammalia; Artiodactyla; Hippopotamidae. Bases 1452 to 2039 code for a protein of 195 amino acids. The record is from RefSeq and is a predicted model, not a curated record. Gene Ontology annotation, biological process: positive regulation of myeloid cell differentiation; immune response; positive regulation of cell population proliferation. Gene Ontology annotation, cellular component: extracellular region.